Molecule: messenger RNA, 2980 nt
Organism: Dalotia coriaria
Lineage: Eukaryota; Metazoa; Arthropoda; Insecta; Coleoptera; Staphylinidae
Product: transcription factor SPT20 homolog
Exons: 6
Coding region: 819-2849 (676 amino acids)
Cellular component (GO): nucleus; chromocenter
Molecular function (GO): DNA binding; chromatin binding
Source: RefSeq, a predicted model, not a curated record
GCGCCAGUGGUGUCCGGCCAGCGCCGCAAAGGUUUCUGGGACGAGCGCUCAGCGACUCGGCUCGGACGUGGUAGGAAAACUCCAUAUUUACCAGUCGCCGUACAUUAACCGCUGGACGCUGUGCUGCCGCGCGGAGCGCCACGCAAUGGAUCGCGCUGAGUUGUAAACAACGCCGUCGUUUCUUCCCGCGGAUUUCCCGUUCGCUCACCUUCGGCAGCGCGUUAUUAAAUCAAGUGCCACAAAUUGAGUGCGCGAUUGCGAAAUUCGGGCGCGCAUCGCAUGCAACAAAAUACCAAUAUCUACCACACAAAAUAAAAAAAACGGAUCGCGAAGAGUGCGCGCGAGUAUACACAGUGAUCGUGUGCCACUUUGUUAAUGAAUGUGUGCUAUUACAUCAACGAUAAAGUAACGAUUGUAUUGUGAAUGUGUGUCGUUACGUCGUCGUCGUCGCGUUCACCGAUCGGUGCGAUUUAUCGAGAGAUUUCGAGAUUUGUCGGAUUCGUAUUCGACCUCUUAAAUUGUAUCCAAUACGAUUAGGAAAGUGUCGUGGACAGAGAGUCAUUGCUCCUUUGUUUUUCACCAAACAAGUGCAGUGCGUUCGUUUGUUGAUUUGUUGAUUGGUCCAAUUCGACAGCGAAACAUCUGACAAACGCGUGUUUCCCUUUCGAACACGAACAUAAUUAAUCUAAACCUGCGUGAACAUUCUUGUGAUGGUAAUAAUCACAUGCGGAAAACGUUGUGAACAACAUAACCAGACAUGCAGGUGUUUUGGAAAUUAAAAACGGGCUCGAUUGGUGAGCCGAUGAUAUGCAGGCAUUAUGGCCGGGAAGCCUGAAUUGUCGGCGGCCCCCGGUGUCCAGAAUGUCGUCGUCUACGUCUCCAAUGAUAACUUCGCGCAAGCGUACACAGUGAACCAUCACGGUAACCAUGCGCCAUCACCGCAACAACACCAACAUCACGCGCCGGAUAACCUACACGUGGGUUAUGCGCCGCAAGCUCAGCCGAAGAUCUACGCUGAAAAGUUGUUACAACAACAACAGCAGCAACAACUCCACCAACAGCAGCAGGCAGCUCAACAACUGCAUCACCAACAGCAGCAAUUGCAAGCGCAGAUACAACAGCAGCAGUUGUUGGAGUCGCAGUUUAAUCACCAAGCACCUACAUCAGGCGGUUAUUUUACCAAUCAAGCUGUGAUAACACAUCAGAACGGGUAUGCGCAUCCCGUCUACGACGGCAACAAAGACAAAGACGUGAGUGUGAUUAAAGAUGAGUACUCGACACCGUCAACGGGUGGAUAUGUUGUGCUUGGCGGCGGUGCCACCGCUGGUAGUAGUAAUGGUGAUGCAGGUCUGCAAAGAUCUUGCGAUUCGGUGCGUUCGGACGCGGCUGAGUCAAGCUGUAGCAGUCUAUCAUCAGCAGAGGACGUGCUUAUUAUACCGAACAAUCUCAGCGGCAGCGAGACCGCCAACGUGCUCGUAUACGACGGGGUCGCGGGCGACGCGAGUGGUGUUAAUGUGCGACACGGUGUUGUGGUCGCGGUUGGUGGUGGCGGCGGCGGCGGCGGCAGCAGCAGUGCAGUCGCGGUCAGUGGUGGUGCGCCGAUAAUCGCCCCCGCGCAACACCAGCAGGUGCCGGCGAGUAUUCCAGUGCCACACGGGUGGAAACGCCUCAUUACCAAUGGCGUUGUCAUCUAUAUAAGCCCGAGUAACACUGCGCUCAGCUCCUUGGACCAAGUCAAGGACUAUCUCCUCACGCCGGAUACGUGCAAGUGCGGGUUGGAGUGUCCUCUCAAGUGUGAUCUUGUCUUCAAUUUUGAUACAAAGGUUGUUGGCAAAACAUGGACUUUCACGCCAGAUACGAAUAACGGUGAUUUAACUAAAUUGUGCAAUCACAAGAGGAAAUAUGUUCAACAUCUCAAAGAUUGCAAUCCGAUGGUAAUCAAAAAGAAGAAGCGGAAAUUGAGCGCGCCGCUGGCGGCCGGCGGUGUUUCCGUCUCGCAGAUAUUGGCCGCACAGCGCGAGAAAAUCAAUCCCAAAGUGGGCCACAGUCAGCUACAAAUCUUCCAACACCAACCGCAGCCGGCGCCGCAACCGCAGCAAUUCAUAACCAAAGAUAAUGUUUAUCAACAGCAGCCGAAUCAGCCCAAUCAACAGCAGAUUCUGGCGCAACGUUACCUCACAUCACAAGGUCUAAUCAGUAGUCAACAACAAAUUUUCUACCAAAAUGCUCAGCAACAACAACAACAACAGCAGCAACCCGAUGUGAAUCCAAAUACAGCUGAUGCGCGUUUGAAUUCACCUCUAGUUACGGAUCAGAUGAUUCUCUCGGCACAGAAUCAGCAGAACAUAUCACACCCGCAGCCGUUGCGACAAAUUAUCAGUUCCAAUGGGCAGGUUUUGAUCCCGACUGGAAAUUUAGUAGCUGCGGGUCAGCAACGUGUGUUUAUCAAUGGCCAACCUAGCGAACCGAGUGGUCCCGGUCGGCCUGUUAUGAUUCCAGUCAGUAUAUCCACCUCACCUGCUCCGAUCAAAACUGAAAAGGUUCAGAACUAUGUGCACCAUGGACAAGUGUAUCAGGGUAUACCUCCACAGGCGGUACGACAUAUUGUACCGAAUGGCUUCAGACCUCAACUACAGGUACAACAACAUCCGCAUUUAGUACAACAACAACAGCAGCAACACCACCAGCAACAACUGCAAUUACAACCUCAACCACAAAAAGUUUGGAAUCGAAUACCUAUUCAUUCCCCAGUCCCAAUGCGCCUGUUUCGCCCGCUGGACAAAAUGUUUUUGAUCAACGGGUACCACCUUUACAUCAACACCAACCACAGGCUGUUAAUAAUCAGCUGAUGCAAGGACAACCAACUCAGGUACAAAUUCAAGUUUGGCCCGAUGAAGUUCAACGAAAGAAAAUGAAAACCAAAGUGAAGAAGCGUUAUGUUGAGCAGUCUCCAUCUCCGAAUAUAAACCAAACUAAUUCG